This is a messenger RNA of Brachypodium distachyon (stiff brome), 2159 nucleotides long. Its product is annotated as kinetochore protein NDC80 homolog. Gene Ontology annotation, cellular component: Ndc80 complex. The coding region runs from base 105 to 1829 and encodes 574 amino acids. Lineage: Eukaryota; Viridiplantae; Streptophyta; Magnoliopsida; Poales; Poaceae. The record is from RefSeq and is a predicted model, not a curated record. The transcript has 4 exons. Gene Ontology annotation, biological process: attachment of mitotic spindle microtubules to kinetochore.
AUUGUCUUCUCCAUUUUGAUUGAUUCUCUAAAAUCCACUCGUCCCAAAAUCAAAUCGAGAACCCGCACUUCUCAAAUCGCCACACCCCAACUCCGAUACCCAAAAUGCGGCGCGGCGGCGGCGGCGGCGCUGCGGGCCGCCACCCGAAGUCCUCCCUGGCGCCCUCCGCCGCGGUUGACCGCACCCCGAUGAUGGACCAGCCCCUCUACCCCCGGAACCUCGACCACGCCUUCUCCCGCCGCGACUCCGACGCCUUCAGCAUCUGCAGCAGCCGCCCUUCCUCCAUCGGCACGGCUCCCGCCCAUGCCGCCCCCACCACCAACCUCUCCGACCGAAGCUCCCAGGCCGCCGCCCUCCGCGUCGUCAACGCCUACCUCGCCCCCACCAUCCACCUCCGCGCGCCUCUCCCCGCCGCUCGCGACAUCCUUGCCGCCUUCCGCCACUUCCUCGAGCGCCUCCAGUACCCCGUCCAGACCUCCCUGGAGGAAGACCUCCUCAUCCUCCUUCGCCUCCUCGCCUGCCCCUACAAGCUCACCCGUUCCGCCCUCAAGGCUCCCGGGACCCCGCACUCCUGGCCGCCCCUCCUAUCCGUCCUCUACUGGCUCACCCUUCUCUGUCGCGUCGCUGACAACCUCGACGCAUCCUCUUCCCCCACCGCCGCGACCUCCAAUGACCUCAUGCUCUACAUCACGGAGAGCUACAAUCUAUUUCUCACAGCCGACGAUGAUGCCGUCGCCUCUCUCGACGAGGAGUACAUGUCGAAGGCUAGUGUCCAAACGGAUGCGCUCGCUGUGGCCGUUCAGGCACUGGAGAAGGAGGUUGAGGAUCUGGAAGGGAAGCGGAGUAAGCAAACCUCGGAGCCUUCACGUCGGAAGGCGCUGGAGGAGAAGAAGGAAGCAUUCACUGCGGAUGUUCAGAAGUUUGAUGCAGUGGUUAAGAGCUGGUCCGCAAAGAUCAAAGAGAAGGAAGAUUCGUUGGUGGUCCUGGAGAAGGAGCUGGAGGCGAAGGUGAUGAAUGGCCAGCACAUGUUGGUUGAGAAUGAGGAGCUGGUAAAAAAGGUGGAGGCACAGGUGGUAAAUGUAAGGGAUGCUGAUAGGAUGACUAGGGAGAUGCAAGCAGUUGAGCAUGAUAUUUCCAAACUGGAGAAUGCGAAUGCAGCGCUGGAGGAGAAGGGAUGGGAGCUUCAAGCUGCGCUGGUCACCAAGCUUGAGGAUAUCGAGGGGCUUGCUGAGCAGUGCAACCAGGCCCUCAAAAGGUUGAAACUCGGUAUUGAUUUCAAAUACAUGCUAAAUGCAAAAGGAUCUUCCCCAUCUGAAAUCCUUGGUACCGCGUACAAAACUGUCCUAAAGGCUGCACUCAGUGCUCUUGCUAAUGAGACUAAAAGGAUAUUUGCCUCAAAACAUGAUGAGUCAAAUGAUCUGCAAAAGCAUUUGCAAGGAAAUGCUAAAAUCAUAGAGGAGAAAAGGAACAAUGUUUCUGUUCUAGAGGCUAAAACUAAUGAGGUUAUUGCUCAAUUGGAUUCGCUGGAUCUUGAAAUUGGAAAUCAUGUUUCAAGCUGCAGUGCUGAUUCUAGAAAGAUGAAAGAUGAGUUAGAGGAAAAAGAGGAUCACUUGAGUACCCUUGAAAAGGAGGCAGACACAUUUUUAAAGAAUUCUGAACAGAGUUUCCAAGAUGUAUCACGACAAACCGAUGAAGAAACUCAGAUGUGUGCAAGCGAACUGCUGAAACUUAUCGAUUCCAUUACAGAGUAUAAAGAGUUCGUAGAAACAUCAAUUUCUGGAAUGAAGAAAUGCCUUUAUGAAAGCGUGGACGACAUUGCUUCUUUGUAAGCCAAGAUGCCGUUAUGAAAGCGAGAACAUGAAGGAAGCUUCAUACUGAAAUGGAUGCUCAGAUUGGAGCUGCUACAGGUUUUGGCACAGCCUUUGCCCUAUUGCUACUCCAGUAUCUUACUGUAGCAUGCAGCACUAAUAUGUUGCUAGCAUUAUACCCAGUAUACUCUCUUCUCUUUGUUUUACAGCAGCUAGUCUAAAUCUGUUAUUCUGUUCAUCGUUGGAUUGUGAUACCGGCAACCAAUAUGGAGUGGUGUAUGUUUGGAUGGUGGCCAAAUGAAAAGCUAUCAAAAUCUUGAUCAUGAUCAAAGUUUUGAUCCUUGUUUGAUA